CCCAGGCAUCUGGGCUGGGCCGAAUCCAGGGGGAGGGAACCCAGGCGUCCGGGCAGGCCCCACCCCCGUCCUCGGCCCCCGGACAGCUCGGACACACGGACGCUCUAGCCCCCAGAAUGGAGGUGGCCAGUGGCGAGCGCCCUGCGCUGGUGCCCGUCCAGGGCAUCCCCCUGAUCCGCUACUUUGCUGAGAACUGGCCCCUCGUGGAGGACUUCCAGGCGCGGCCAGACGACGUCGUCAUCUGCACCUACCCCAAGUCCGGCACCACGUGGCUCAGUGAGAUGCUGGACAUGAUCUACCAGGACUGUGAUGCCCAGAGGUGCCAACGUGCCCCCCUGCACCUGCGGGUGCCCUUCCUUGAGUUCGCCGUCCCCGAUGCACCCACGGGCCUGGAGACCCUCUCCCAAGCACCACCCCCACGCCUCAUCAAAACCCACCUGCCCGUGGAGCUGCUGCCGUCCUCCUUCUGGCGCCAGGGCUGCAAGGUGCUGUACGUGUCCCGGGACCCACGGGAUGUGGCCGUCUCCUACUACCACUUCUACCGCAUGGCUCCUGUCCACCCCCACCCUGGGCCUUGGCCCCACUUCCUGGAGGAAUUUCUGGAUGGGAAAGUGUCCUAUGGGUCAUGGUUCACGCAUGUGAAGGGCUGGUGGGCAAAGGCAGCGACUCACCCCGUGCUCUGCCUGCGCUACGAGGACAUGAAAGAGGCACCAAGUCAGCAGCUGAACCGGGUGCUGACCUUCCUGGGCCGGACCCUGCCCCCCGGAGGUGCCACCGCCAUCCUGGCUGCCACCUCCUUCACCACCAUGAAGGCCAACCCCAAGGUCAACUACACGGCCCUGCCCCGCACCGUCAUGGACCAUGCUGUGUCGCCCUUCCUACGCAAGGGUGAGGUCGGCGAUUGGAUGAACCUCUUCACUGUGGCCCAGGCUGAGGCCUUCGAUGCCCGGUACCAGGAGCUCAUGGCCGGUGUGGAGGGGCCGCCCAUCCAUCCAAGCCCCACCCCUGGGGCUGACCCCGUCUCCCACUGAAGGAUUCCCUUGCCCCCAUCCCCCCCUUCAUAAAUCUGCUGUCAGCUCACACCCAUGUACAGUCCUUGCAGGGGGCCGUGGGAGAGGGGGCCUAGCCGCCUGGGUUCUCCAGAAGCGAGUGAGUGUGGUGCCAAAAACCCCUUUAAUUGACUAAUAAAUCAGUUAAUUACCUGG
This is a messenger RNA of Alligator mississippiensis (American alligator), 1205 nucleotides long. RefSeq names its product sulfotransferase 1A1. Gene Ontology annotation, cellular component: cytoplasm. Bases 117 to 1031 code for a protein of 304 amino acids. The record is from RefSeq and is a predicted model, not a curated record. Gene Ontology annotation, molecular function: sulfotransferase activity. NCBI's taxonomy places the organism in Eukaryota, Metazoa, Chordata, Crocodylia, Alligatoridae. The transcript has 8 exons. Gene Ontology annotation, biological process: sulfation.